AUGCGCACCUCCCUUUCCCUCACUUCGCUCGCGUUCUCUCUCCUGGCUUCGCUAGUCUCCGCGGACGUUAAGUUCAAGAGCCCGACUCGGAGCACCAAAUGGAAGCCUGGAGUCACGGUGACUGUUGAGUGGGAGGACUCAGGUGAUGGCCCCAGUUUGUCCGAUUUUAGCACUUACACCAUGUGGCUGUGCGUUGGAAGCAACAAGGACCCCUUCUGCGACCACACGAUCGGUGUCGUCGGCUCCAUUUUCGCCGAAGCUACAUCCGCAAAACUAACCAUUGACCCAACAUAUGGUGAGGAUGGCGACAACAUCUACUUCAUCAAGAUGCAGUCCGUCGCUAAGACUGGCGGUAUGACAACCAACUACACGCCGCGGUUCUCGAUGUCCGACAUGACAGGCACCUUCACCGCAGCUCAGCUCGCUGCCCAAAAGGUCGGCGAUGAUGACCCCCCUGCGUCGACAGACACCGUUGCAGAUGCUGCUGCCGCGGCCAGCGGAACGGCGGCGGCGAACAGCUUGAUGAAUGUGCCGUAUGCGAUGCAGACGGGGCCCACGAGAUAUGCGCCGAUGCAGACGCAGCCAGGGAAGAGCAUCACGGCUACGGGCCCGAGGAUGCAGUACCCGACGAGUGCAUAUACAGUGUAUAAGAAGGCGGGCCCUGCGCCAAAUGUGCAGACUACCAUUACGCAGGCGUGGGAUUACAAGGUUACGAGUUUGGUCAAUUCGGCUUCACCGGCGCCACAGCCUGAUGAUAUGCAGAAGUUCCUCAACAGGUGGAAGGAUUAG
Messenger RNA from Morchella importuna, 789 nucleotides. RefSeq lists its product as uncharacterized. Lineage: Eukaryota; Fungi; Ascomycota; Pezizomycetes; Pezizales; Morchellaceae. The record is from RefSeq and is a predicted model, not a curated record. The coding region runs from base 1 to 789 and encodes 262 amino acids. The transcript has 3 exons. Gene Ontology annotation, cellular component: extracellular region. Gene Ontology annotation, biological process: cell wall biogenesis; fungal-type cell wall organization; (1->6)-beta-D-glucan biosynthetic process.